UAUUUUGCUUAACCACUGAGGCUAUUUGUGCCAAGAGAGCAGCUCUGUCUCUGAGACAAGGCUUUAGAUCUAAAGCUCAAAAUUAGUGUUGCAUCAACAGCAGAAGUAAGCCACACAGGAAGAGACGUGAGCAGCAAGACAACAUGGAGGUCACAGCUCUCUGCAUCAGAAUGUUGAUGACUCUGAUGUUCAUGCAGCUGGCUGCACAUGCUCAGAAAGUUGAUGCAGAUUUUUGGAUCAUUCCAACCAGACUGCAAGUCUUUGAAUAUGAGUCUCUCUCUUUUAAAUGUACAGGCUUCAAUGGCUCGACUAGUUGGAAUAUUUUAAGGAAAAUCAAAUCAGAAAUUGCGAUUUGUGGUUUUUCUAAGUGGGGAGUGUCAACUGAGUCAUCCUGCACAAUUAGAGGUGCUUUUCCAGAUGACAGUGGAGAGUACUGGUGUGAGGCUGGAGGGGGAGAGAGAAGUAACUCUGUAAACGUCGCUGUCACUGCUGGUUCUGUGAUCCUGGAGAGUCCCGUCCUUCCUUUGAUGGAGGGAGAUCCUGCCACUCUGAGCUGCAGAAACAAGACAACAUCCUCCAACCACACUGCUGAUUUCUAUAAAGACGGCCUCCUCAUCAGGACCAGUUCUACAGUAAACAUGACCAUCCAUAGUGUUUCCACGUCUGAUGAAGGACUCUACAAGUGCAGCAUCUCUGGAGCUGGAGAAUCACCAAAGAGCCAGCUGACUGUCAGAGCACUUCACAGCACUUCAGAGACUCAUCCAUUCUCAGAUUAUUUGUUCCCCAUCCUAAGAAACAUUGUUCCCAUUGUGCCGAUGACAAUGCUGCUGCUGUUGCUGGGAGCACUGCACUGUGGGAAGUUCAGAGGGUCCAGAAGCAGAUGUUCAAUGUGCUGCGACUGCAUCGAGGCAUGAAGAUUCUCACAAGUCAAAUGAAGACAGUCUACAAACCACAGCUUCUACUUUGAGUAACGCGGACAAACACUUUGUAUCUCUAGCAUCUCUACACCUCUAUGAAUAGACUCUGUUGUGUGUUUGUGGACACAUGAUAAAUGUGUCACGCAAUUAUUAAAAUUCACCUCAUAAUGCAUCAUGCAUGGCUCACCUUCUGCUUGUAUUAUUGACCUAAAAACAUAUUAAAACAAUUAUUUUUGUAUCAUGAUGUUGUUGUGUUGUAAUAUUUGAAUAUAAAAAGAGGUCUAACUCAGUUGUUCUCAAACUUUCUCUGUCAAACCCCCUUCAGAAGCCUAUAAAUCAUGUUCAUGCAACUUUAAGUUUGCUCAACAUCCACAACCCCCCUGAAGUUGCUCUAUGUCCCACCAGGAAGGUUUGCCACCAAGUUUG
This is a messenger RNA of Micropterus salmoides (largemouth bass), 1343 nucleotides long. RefSeq names its product high affinity immunoglobulin gamma Fc receptor I-like. NCBI's taxonomy places the organism in Eukaryota, Metazoa, Chordata, Actinopteri, Centrarchiformes, Centrarchidae. The coding region runs from base 144 to 914 and encodes 256 amino acids. Gene Ontology annotation, biological process: cell surface receptor signaling pathway. Gene Ontology annotation, molecular function: transmembrane signaling receptor activity. The record is from RefSeq and is a predicted model, not a curated record. The transcript has 6 exons.